GAUUUUAUUUCUGUAGGUCAUUACCCAAAUCGGAGAAACGGAGUCUAUCAACAAACCUAGCGGAGGCGAGUGUCAUUUGCUCGCACUGUGUACUACCUGAAGCCUAAAGGGAAUGGCAUGGAUUACUUGAAAGACGAGUUGAACUUACUUUUAGAGUCGGUUGGGUGACGUGCAUUUUUAGAGGUGUCCAUAUGGGAUGUGGACAUUUCCCACGUUUCGAUUGGUCCCUGAUGCACCAUAGACGUUUCUUCGUGUCUGCUGGCAUCACAUAACGUUUUCGACGUGAUUCAUGUUGUCCUGAGUGAUACUUGGGUGGGUGUUUUCCCACACAUUAAGGGAAGAGAGACACACAUUGUUCUUAGUCUUAAGAGUGAAGAGCCUGUGCAAGGACUGUCUCCGGCCUAGACAUGCCUGAUACAGGAGGGGCUGCAUCUGGUUCCAAGGUUUCUGACCCACAGCAUUCCCAGAAACUCCUCAGGGUUCUUCGCUCCUUCUGGCAAGAACAAUGUUUCCACGAUGCACUGCUGGUGGUGGAUGGAGAAGAACUUCCUGUCCAGAAAAACAUCCUUGCGGCUGCGAGCCCCUAUAUCAGGACCAAGCUGAACUAUAAUCCUCCAAAACAAGAUGGGUCAGUGUACAGAAUUGAACUCCAGGGAGUCUCUAUGCCCAUUAUGAAACAGAUCCUGGACUAUAUCUUCAGUGGCGAAAUCAGUCUGAGUGAGGAGACCAUCCAGGAAAUGGUACAAGCAUCUGAUCUACUCCUCAUGACGGACCUCAAGUCCCUCUGCUGCCAGUUCCUAGAGAGUUGUAUCACAGCAGAGAAUUGCAUUGGCAUUCGCCUCUUCUCCCUGCACUACUGCCUUUACCAUGUCCACUACGCCGCCACUGAGUAUUUGCAGACACACUUUCGUGACGUGGCGCUCACCGAGGAGUUCAGGGAGCUGAUGCCAGACCGGCUCUGUGACAUCCUGGCCAUGGAGAAGCUGAAUGUGGGCAACGAGAGGCACGUGCUGGAGGCUGUGGUGCGCUGGCUCAGUCAUGACCCAGAGGAUCGCAGGGUACACAUGAAGGAAGUGAUGUCUGCAGUGUGGCAGCAGGGCCUGGAUAUAGGUUAUCUGAGAGAGCAGACCAUGGGAGAGCCACUGAUGAGAGAGGUGAUCAGAGAUUACUGCCAGUCAAUGUUAGUGAACGCCCCUCCGCAGGGCGAGGAUCUCCUCGCUGCCUUUAAGCCUCGAGGUUACUCCGAGUGCAUUGUUAUCGCCGGUGGAGAGGACCGCAAGAGCAGGAAGCCAACUGCAGCCACGCGGUGCAUGUGUCCGCUCUACGACACCAACAGACAAGCCUGGAUCCAACUGCAGCCGAUGAAUAUCGCCCGUGUGGGCCACGGGGUCAUCGCUGCCGAGGGCUUUCUGUUUGUGAUGGGUGGCACUGAUGAACACAAGACAGUCCUGGACAGUGGAGAGAGAUAUGACCCUGAGUCCAACAGCUGGAGCCCCAUUCCACCCAUGAUACAGGCCCGACAAAACUUUGGUGUGGCAGAGCUGGAUGGCAUGAUCUAUGUUCUGGGAGGAGAAAACCAAGAAACCGAACUGAUCACUGUUGAAGUGUUUGACCCUCACUUCAGCACCUGGAAACCUCAGACCAGCAUGACUAUGGUCCGUAAGGUUGGCUGCUAUGCUACCAUGAACAAAAAGAUUUAUGCCAUUGGUGGAGGCUCCUAUGGGAAGCUGUAUGACUCUGUUGAAUGCUUCGACCCAAAGACCCAGCAGUGGACAGGCCUGUGUCCUCUUAAAGAGAGAAGGUUUGGUUCGGUGGCAUGUGGCGUCAGCCAGGAGCUCUAUGUGUUCGGUGGAGUGAGAAGCCAAGAGAAUGAAAGCUCAGCGCAGCCACAGAUGACGACCUGCAAGUCUGAGUUCUAUCAUGAUGAGAUGAGACGAUGGAUGUUCCUGGACGACCAGAACCUGUGUAUCCAGACAAGCUCAUCCUUCGUCUACGGAGCAGUGCCUAUCGGAGCCAGCAUCUAUGUGGUCGGAGACCUGGACACUGGUACGAGCUUUGACUACAUCCGUGAGUUUCGUCGCAGCACGGGGACGUGGCAUCGCACCAAGCCCAUGUUGACCAGUGACCUCUCCAAAACGUGCUGCGCCGCCCUGCGCAUCGCCAACUGCCGGCUGUUUCGCCUUCAGGUCAAGCAGGGCAUGUUCAGAGUCAGGGUCGCUCACACUUAAGGAGCGCAUGAAGUGCCCUGCAGUUUGCUUCAUGAUCACACACUUUUGCACACUGGUACUCUCUACCUAUUCCUCGUCAUACAGAAAGUAGUAACACUAAUGGAUUACACAGUAGGAGUUAGAAAAUGGAAAUGGUCACUCUCAAUUACAGUGAGACACUGGAGAUUUUUUUCCUCUCUCUUCUGCUGUGUCUGCUGUCUGGCUUGACAGGAAGGCAAAUAUGUCAAAACACUUUUAAUCACGGUGGGUUUUAUUGGAUUUUUUUUUAUUGGGAGCCGAAGUCCUGCAUACACUUCCUUGUUAGCCUUUUAGCUUCUGCUCCACUGUGUGCUUUCAUUUUCAUGUAAUUUAUUUUCAUUUUGUCAACAAUCCUUCAGGAGAGCAGAGACAGGAUAGUGGGCUAUGCUGCUUAUAUUUGAAACUGAAAGGAUGAAGCUUUCAUAAUUUCUAACUAAAGUACAAUAAUGUUUAUUUUUUAGCUUUUUUAACAACUAAAAAUUGUUUAAAAUACACUAGAUUACGGAUUUAAAGAGAUUUGCACCAGAGAUUUGGCUUGAGCUUUUAGUUACUCUUAAAGUUUGACAUUGGUCUGUCAAGCAGGGUGACGUUAAAGGUGCGACUGCCUGUGCAGACUUGUGGGAAAUGAUGUUUGCUAAUACCUGGUAAAGAAUAAUGAAUGUCAAUAAUCCGUAAAGCUUUGAUUUUUUUUUUUUAUAACUCAUGAUUGUCUAAAUACAAAGAAAGCUGCACAACGUACUGUUCAGCAUCUCUAUAUUUUAGUGCUAGGUCAUAUUUUAUUUAUAUAAUUCAGAACUUCUAUGGGAUGGUGAAUGGAGUUUUUAUUUUUUGUUUUUUUAACUUUUUGUAAGAUUUUAUUCAGAUUUGUCAAGAUAUAAAUCCAUAAAAGAGGGACUCAGUCUUAACAAAACCAAACAAAAAAAUGCAACAAAAAAGAGAAUAAAAACAUAAAUACAUACCACAUCAACACAUUUUUACCUCACAAGCCUGCUCAACCUCAGUGUACUCAUAUUUCAUCAACUUAAAUAUAAAUAUAAAGAAACAAACACAUACAUAAUAACAUAUACAUACAUAAUAAGCUGAUUACCAACCCUCUCUGUCGAGUACACCAUCAUUUGUCCUCCAACUGAAACUUCAACAAUACUUUCAAAAUUAAAUUCUUACUUGUAGAAAACGAUCAUGGAAGCUCCAGUUUCACUUCGGCUCCCUGUUAAUUUAAUGUGUUUUUUUUUUUUUUUUUUUUAAGAAACCAGGAGGUUUUUUUUUUUUUUUCUACUUUUUCAGGUUUUCUUUUAUUGACAUUCCCUGUUGUUUUUAAUGUUUACUUGGUUGCUUGCUUCUUACUGAGGGUUUAUUUAGGGAGACUGCAACAAAUCCACUGUCACAUUGUUGUUGGACGCUUUAGUGGAAGCAUUUUAUUUUACUGAAAUGCGGUGCUGCCACUGAACAGAAAAAUAUGCCCUGAAAAAAUCUUACCUGGCCAAAUGCAGACAAAAUGAUAAGACCAGAGUUUUAUUGCAGAAAGUUUCCAGUAACUAAAACGCCGAUGGUAAACAUUUGGCUUUGGCGGCCGUCACUCAAAGAGAGAGGGCUACUUUUCAGAGCCACCAUUUUGCACCAACACACAUCAACAAUACAGGAAGGAAUCCAUUAAAGAAAAGGUAGAGAAGCUAAUUGCUCCACUGACAAUAACCUCGACAGCCCAGAAUGCAAUGCAGCCACAAGACAUGUUGUGUUUUGACUAAAGGACGCAGCUCUCGCUUUCUCUCAACUGGAAAAGUUUCACUUUCACCACUGCUCUAUCUACCUUCACAUAACACAUAGAUACACUUUAUGGAUGUUGUCACUGUAUUUCACUUAAGUUAAAGACGCAGCUCCUUUAGUUAGAGUAUCUGUGCAGACACAGCGCUACCACAUCAUCAGCUGUAUAUGACUUUUGAAAGCCAUUUUUCACAGAUAUGUAUCCUAUGCACACAAACUGAAUGUAUGUAGCACUGCUUUACUUGAUGAUUGGUUUCGCUGUCGACCAAGCUUCCCGGACCCAGCCGGUUCAGAAAUAGACGUAGUUACGAGUGCCACUCUUAAGUUGCUGGAUGCAUUUUGCUGCCUUCACAACCUCUGACCUGGCUUUCCAGUCAGCGCUGGUUUGGCAUCUGUUGACCCCGUUUGUUGUGCGUGAGUUACAGCUGCUGCUGUCUGUCCUCGGCUCAGAAGCAUACAAGAGACACACACACACACACAAACACACACACACACACACACACACACACACUGGAACUGAAACACACUUCAGACAUACACAUGCACUGGAUAUGGUGUUGACACUGGCACCUCUUGUAAGAGAACACACCAAGAAACACACAGAAAACACACCGCAGAGGACUCCUACAGCUCUUACAGCACAGCUUGGGGUUUGACCGAUAUGGGCUUUCAAGUGCUUAUAUUUUCAUAUUAUAUGUUUUAAUAUGUUUUAUUUUGACCAUUUCCAUGCCAAAAAAUCACAAAGAUUUUACAAUGUCAGUGUUUUUCCUAUAAUUUAUUUUUGUCAUUAUGGAAAGUCAUCCAAACACUACAAAUGCUAACUACUGUAACUGCAUUUGGAGCAUCCAGCCACUACAGACAGCACCAGUAAUCUGAUAUAAUCUAAAGUUUGGGUGAACUAUCUCUAUCGCUGUGCAGUAGUGCAGAAAACACUGAGUAGAAUCAGUUUAGGUUAAUGGCUUCCCAUAUUGACAACCAGUGUCAUAUUGAUCAAUUCUGCAAAUCAAGUUGGUCUGUAGUUGGUUUGUAGUCCUUCAUCACACGCAUGUUUCAAAGGACUUUACACUAAACAAGCCCACCUUAACUUAACCACGUAACUGAACUAUCAGUCAAAAAGCAAAAUGAUGCAGUAGGUUAUGCAACAACAUAAAACACAAGGAAACAAAGCACAAAACAAAACAGCAUGCCAGAGCUCCACAACAUGCAAACAAAUCUGACUGGCAAAUGUGGAGCUAAAUCACUGCCAAAACCUAACAAACCACAAAACAUGUUUUACAAAUGUCCUGUGAUUCACUAACAAAUGCAGUAUGGUUUGCAAAUACAGAACACCAUUAAAAAAAAAAAAAAAAAAAAAAAAAACUAAUGUAUUUUGUUUUGCAAAUACAAAACGUACCUAUCCAACAAAUACACAACAUAUUUCUAAUACAUCAUACUCCAGAAAAAACAUCAGUUCUUACAAGUACAAAAAAUAGUUCCUACAGAGACAAAAAAAAAAAGUUCCUACAAAAACCAAAACAUAUCGCGUGACUUUUGGCACAAUUUUUCCGUUGUCAAAUGCC
Molecule: messenger RNA, 5566 nt
Organism: Myripristis murdjan (pinecone soldierfish)
Lineage: Eukaryota; Metazoa; Chordata; Actinopteri; Holocentriformes; Holocentridae
Gene: gan
Product: gigaxonin
Exons: 13
Coding region: 408-2228 (606 amino acids)
Biological process (GO): cytoskeleton organization
Molecular function (GO): protein binding
Source: RefSeq, a predicted model, not a curated record